UGGAAGCCUGGCCUGGCCCGGGUCCAUUUUCUUCCCCAUCCACCCCUCAGUCCCGAUUCGACUCUCUCUUCCUCGCGACAUGACAUGAUACGACACGAGUCUCAUGACCUCCCACGAGAAUCGAGCUGGACCGUAUCGUCCGGCUGGUCGUGCCGGUGGAGGCGAGGUUCACGGUGGUGGUGAUUGACGUUUUCUGGUGAUGAUCGUAAUAGUGGGUGGUGACGGUCAUGGAGUGUUCCGGGAUUCAUCCCUUACUCUUCCUUCUUUUCUUCUUCUUCGUCGGCCUCGAGACAUCGCAGUAUUCCUUCCCCACGAUGAACUCUCCCUAUCAGGGAUCCCAGCUCAACGAUUCCGACGUCAACUACUGGACGCUUCGGAUUUCCAACCAGCUUCAGGCCUUCUUCCAGAAAGUGACCAAAUACGAGAUCAUCGAAUCGAAUUUCAAUCGGGGAUUGAGCGUGGACGACUUCAAACACGUGGAGCCCUUCGAUGUCGUGAAGGAAAUGGCUACGGACAUCACGAAGAUGAUGAACAAGAAGAUUGACGGAGUGAAGAGGCUGAUGGACACGAUGGAGAACAAGGUGCGGGAUGCGAAGGAGAGCCACAUGCGACUCCCGACCGUCUUGAACUACCGAUAUCACAACGCGAAGAAGCUGGAGCUCUGCGGAAAUCAGGAGACGAUCUACGAUUACGCCGACGACACCGGUCCCAGGGAAUGUCUCGUCCUGAACAGGGUCGAACCCCGGUUCGGAGAACCCGUGAAUCGAUCCGUCUCUGUCGUCCACGUUCCCACCAACGUCUACGAAAGAGAUUACGAAGUGUUGGAAGCGAUCGGUUGGUCGGAUCAGCUGAACAACAUGUUCAAGUCCAACGCCGCACUGGAUCCAAGUCUGUCUUGGCAGUACUUCGCGUCCGCUUCCGGCGUUCUUCGAUAUUUCCCUGCGGCGGCUUGGAUGAGGCUCGAGAAUGCACCCGACGAAUUCGACAGCCGCCUGCGGCCGUGGUACAUCAGAGCGGCGACGUCGCCGAAGGAGAUGAUCAUCCUCAUAGACGAGAGCGGGUCGAUGACGGGUCAGAGGAGCGAGAUCGCGCGUCACGUCGUCCGCACCAUCCUCGAAACCCUCAACGAGGACGAUUUCUUCAACGUGUUCAAGUUCUCGGAGCACACCGUUCCCGUCCUCCCCUGCUUCAACGACUCCAUGGCCCAGGCAAAUAUGGAGAACAUCCGUCGCUUCAAGGACGAAUUGCCUCGGGUGAAGACGGAACACAUCGCUAACCUCACGGAAGCCCUCACCACGGCCUUCGAACUUCUUCGCAAGUUCAACGAGACGGGUGGGGGAGCUCGAUGUAACCAGGCCAUCAUGCUGAUCACGGACGGGGCGUCGGACAACUACCAGGAAAUUUUCCAUAAAUACAACUGGCCUUACACCCAAGUUCGCGUCUUUACCUAUCUCAUCGGGAAAGAGGUCACGGAUGACCGUGAGGUGAAAUGGAUGGCUUGUGCCAACCGAGGUUACUUCGUGCACGUGAGGACGUUGGCGGAGGUGAAAGACCAAGUCCUCAAGUACAUUCCGGUCCUUGCCCGCCCUUUGGUCCUUUACGGUGACUUUCAUCCCAUCGUUUGGACCAAUGUUUACGCCGACAUCAUCGAGACGAAGGUGUCCAAUUGGCUGUGGGAAAGUCGUCAGAGAGCCAAACAAAAAUUCCGGGCGGAGAAUUUCCGACGAUUCAAGCGGUUCGCCCAAAGUAACUACAAAGGCUACAGUAUCGUGACUGGGGGUAUGGAAGGAGAUUCCAAGCAGGAGGAAUCGCAUCAGGAUGUCGAAAAAGAGCCAGUAGCAUCGGAGCUUAGGAACAGAGUCAAGGAGUCAGGGAUCACGAUUCCUGCCUCGAAUAGAGAAGACGACUGGAAAAAGGUCUAUUAUGAAUAUCUUGCGACGGGUGACAUUUUUGGAUGGACCAGUCACAGGGCCAAAAGAAAGGCCCUGAAUAUUUCUGAGCCCCCGGAGAAACGAGAGAAGCAAUACAAAUUCCUCGUGACCGUCUCCACGCCUGUUUUCGACAAACGAGAACGCCAGAAACGAACAGCGAAUCUCUUGGGAGUCGCAGGAAUCGAUGUUCCCAUCGAGGAGAUCCAGGAAUUGACCCCGCGAUACAAAUUGGGCGUGAAUGGUUACGUCUUUAUGGUGACUAACAAUGGAUACGUACUCUUCCAUCAGGACCACCGCCCAGUCUACCAAGAGUUUAUCUUGAAGCCGGACUAUAGUGCGGUGGACCUGACAGCGGUGGAGCUCCCAGAGGAAGGUGGUGACUUUCCCCUACGCAACAAUUCAAAGCUUCUAAAAAUGCGACAAAACAUGGUGAAUCAGGUGAGCGGGUACGAAAAGCGUCUGAGCGUGAGAAUUCAUUUGGAUUCCAUGCGACGGGUGACCGUAAGAGAUCAGAGUUAUGCCUAUUACCCGAUCGAAAACACCACCUUCAGUCUGGGAGUCGCUUGGCCUGCCGAUUAUGGGGACCUCAAGUUUCGGGGACAGGUGGAAAUCAAGCUCCAGCAGUCGAGGGUGAACGUGACGAGUUACCUGACGGGGGAUUUCAACUGGACUGUACAUCCCGAGUGGGUGUACUGCAAGUACCGAAGUGUCACGGAUCCCCCGUUCGAGUCCCCAGAAAUUGAGGUCCUUCAUUUUAUUGCUCGAACACAAAAUGCAGGCUGGCGAUGGCUCUCCACCCGAGUCCUUCCUUCCAACAUGGACAUCGUUCAACCUGGAGACUACUUUUGUGACAAGGAAUUGCUUCAGUCCUUGGUGUUCGAUGCUCAAGCCACUGACGUCUUCAGGUCUGAUAGUCAUAACCAGGAUUCCCCCAGUGCAGGGGAGCUGAAUGCUGUGGUGAGGACAUUCGUGGCGACCCGGAGUGGAUUGACUCGAUGGCGAGACUAUCAUCCGGUUCACUUGAUCCCCAACACCCCUGGCGUGAACAUUCCUGGUGACUUUGUCACGGAAUUUGCGGAAAACGACGUACACUGGAGUAAGGUGAACGUGAGGUCGGUGGAAGAGGCCUGGUAUCGGAAGGCGGUCGACUACAAUAUGCAGGAGUCGGAAGAGAAAUCCGUCGUUUUCUCCGUGCCUUUCGACGCCAUGGACUACAAGAAUCCAUUGGUGACGGCGACUCGUACGGUGAUCCUUCAUAACCCAAGGGAUCCCCAUAAGAAGACCCCCGUUGCCGUGGUUGGCGUGCAGUUCAACCAUUCCUAUUUCAUCCGACAAUUCUUCAUGGAGUCCAACAAGUGUGCUGAGCAGUCAGGUCCCCAAGCUCUCAACUGUAGCCACCCCACGUGUAUGUCGGAAAGCUUGGAUUGCUACCUUUUGGACGACAAUGGGUACAUCCUUGGCUCUGAAAGCGAUAAACACGUGGGAAGAUUCUUUGGAGAAGUAGAUGGAGCCAUCUUGGACUCCCUCAUUCAAGAUGGGGUCUAUAGACGCGUCCGUAUCUUCGAUUUUCAAGGCGUCUGCUUCGAAGUCGUCGCCUCUUCAGGACCCGGAUCCAUCCUGCUGACUCCAUUGAAGUAUGCGUAUUCCGCCUUGCUCUGGCUAUGGGGACACCUUCUGUAUGUAUGGAGUCAUGCCAGCCUAGUUUCCAUCCUUCAGUCUCCUUCCCUCGUCCUCUCACAGUUCACUAACGACGAAAACCCAUUCGACGAUGGACAUAUGGAAUACGGAGAUAUGGAGCACCCCGAAGAUGAGGAGCACCCAGGAGGAGGAGAACACUUUGAUUCCAAGCAGGAGCCGUUGACGUUCAAAUGGAGCGAUGCCAUAUAG
Darwinula stevensoni is the source of this 3818-nucleotide messenger RNA. The record is from the annotation of a GenBank genome assembly. NCBI's taxonomy places the organism in Eukaryota, Metazoa, Arthropoda, Ostracoda, Podocopida, Darwinulidae.